AUGAUCGAGUAUUUCAUGUCGAAUGGUCCAGUAGAAAACGAGUACAGUUCGCCGUCUCACGAACAUAUCGAAUUGGUUGACGUGCUGUGGAGAAGUGUCAUUGCUGAAGAGGAGGGCACACGACAAGUUUCUCCUGCUGGUCAGUACAAAUGUGAUUUGCAUACGUUGACGGAGAAGUUUACAGUAGCGCCACUCACUGUCCAAGAGAAAUCUCUACUUGAAGAUCUUACGAAAGGAGUAUAUGAUGGAUUCUUUGAGUCACUCAAUGAAAAUCAGUAUAAGCAGAAACAUCAGCAACAACAAGAACAAACAAAGGCUCCAACUCAAAAAAUGGAAGAGGAUCUUGUUCAGUUUUUCGAGGAUGUUACAAUAAAAGAAGAUCAAUUGAAGCAGCUUUUUGAUAAUAAUCCAGUAAUCAAUAAUUUACCUCUAUCAGAAGGAAUUGUUUAUAAUCAGGCGAAUAUGACAGAGAUGCAAGAGUUGCGGGAUUUCUGCAAUCAAUCAUCCAUUUCAACAAUUGCUGCUCAGCCACAGUCUUUUUUCCAUUCUGCCGAUUCACAGACUGUCGAGCAGUGGCUGCCAACAGACGUUGUACUAAACGAAGUGUUCCCAACAUCCAACUACGAGUACAUUGGAAUGCAGAACGAUAGUCUACAGGCAGUUGUCUCAAAUGAGCAGAUUGACUACGCCUACCAAUCUAUUGGUCAGACUCAGACUCCACUCAACAUUGGGUCUACAAUUGGUGGCGGUCCCCAGCAAACUCAAAUGAGCCCAGAAAGUGUUACAGUGACUGCAACAGCGUCAUUCGAUCUGUAUCACUCGCAGAAACACUCGUUUAGUGAACGAACUACUGAUUCGUCAUCAACGUCUCCACGUUCAUCACAAUCUUCGAUUAAGAUCGCACGAGUCGUUCCACUGACCGGCGGACAACGCAAGCGGGGACGUCAAUCCAUAGAUGAACAGCUCGCUAGUGACAAUGGGCUUCCAGUGUCAGCAUUCCAGAUCUCGGAGAUGUCACUGAGCGAGGUGAAACAAGUGCUGAAGGACGAGAGUCUCAACGAGUAUCAAAUACAGUUGAUUCGCAAGAUUCGUCGACGCGGAAAGAACAAGGCUGCUGCUCGCACUUGCCGUGAGAGACGCAGGUCGAAACCUUACUAA
Messenger RNA from Caenorhabditis elegans, 1158 nucleotides. It is a transcript of the gene sknr-1, whose product is annotated as BZIP domain-containing protein. Gene Ontology annotation, molecular function: DNA-binding transcription factor activity; DNA binding; RNA polymerase II cis-regulatory region sequence-specific DNA binding. NCBI's taxonomy places the organism in Eukaryota, Metazoa, Nematoda, Chromadorea, Rhabditida, Rhabditidae. The record is from RefSeq and is marked reviewed. Gene Ontology annotation, biological process: regulation of gene expression; regulation of DNA-templated transcription; regulation of transcription by RNA polymerase II. Bases 1 to 1158 code for a protein of 385 amino acids. The transcript is spliced from 6 exons.